Messenger RNA from Closterium sp. NIES-67, 1168 nucleotides. Lineage: Eukaryota; Viridiplantae; Streptophyta; Zygnematophyceae; Desmidiales; Closteriaceae. The record is from the annotation of a GenBank genome assembly.
CCCAGUGUUGGAGGCAUCAUCAGUCCAACAUGACAGGCCCUCACACCGGAACGAGAGGAUUCGCCUCCAGGAAGUCUAGUUCUCACGUUAGCACAGCAAGUUCCGCUAGCACUCUCAGCAGCGAGCCUGCAGGUAGCACCGUAACCACCACAACUUCUGCUAGCAGCAUCAGGUCUGCAGCUGUUACCAGCGGCAAUUCCUUGUCGAACCUCCUGGAAGGUCUGGCAUCAUUGCUGGACAGAAUUGUGCUAGCAUGCGAGGCUCAAGAAGGAUCCCGUCCGGUUCUUCCGGAUGAAGUCACAUUAUAUCAUGGACUACGUGCUCCUGAUAUAACAAUCCACAAGUAUCUGGAAAGGGUCUACAAGUACACCAGGUGCUGUCCGGACUCAGUCGUCGUUUCAUACGUCUACAUUGACCGCAUCAUGAAGACUACAGGAAUGUCAAUCACAUCUCUGAAUGUUCACCGGCUUCUGGUCACAAGUGUUAUGGUUGCAGCCAAAUUUCUGGGGUCUGCGUACUUCAACAACGCGUGUUUUGCCACUGUUGGAGGAAUCGGAACAAGUGAAAUCAACAAGCUUGAGUUGGACUUUCUGUUUCGCAUCAAUUUCACUCUAAAUGUGACAGCUGAGGAAUUCAAGCAGUACAAGAUGCACAUUGAAGAAGAGCUUGACGUUUCCAUGUCUAUCGCUCAAGACAACUUCGCCGGUGGAUCCACGAAGCUUUUAAAACACCAAGAACAAGCAGGCGACAGCAGUCUUUGUUCCAGCCGGUCUCGAGCUAAGAUGUCCAAGCGAGCGGAAACCAAGACAAUCAUGCCUGACACAUUUCUUUAUGCCGUAUGAUCCUCUCAGCGCGUCAACUCAGGCGGUGACAACCAGAACUUCCAACUCAUUAUUCUGACUGUGGCUGAGGCACCAUGUAAUAGGGCGUAAUGCUUCCUAACACUGAUCAGACCGGUAAUAUGGAUGGAUGACACAAGCAUCAAGUAGUGUGAGGUUGUGAACUAGUUUGAGUCAGUCAAGCAAGAAGAUAGAGCUAGCACUACCUAGAGUACUACCAGUACGUGCAGCUCAACUUUGUGCAGAACAAGAACAACACCUCAGUUGUAUUUUAUCUAAAAGUUCUCAUGUCGUGUGUAUACAUGGCACAGCCAAGACAGGACAAGCAA